Messenger RNA from Cherax quadricarinatus, 5375 nucleotides. RefSeq names its product Choline transporter-like 2 (gene Ctl2). Gene Ontology annotation, biological process: transmembrane transport. Lineage: Eukaryota; Metazoa; Arthropoda; Malacostraca; Decapoda; Parastacidae. The record is from RefSeq and is a predicted model, not a curated record. Gene Ontology annotation, molecular function: transmembrane transporter activity.
GGUCCUCGCUGCAGUGUUCCCCUCUUGUCAAACAUCUUGGAACCAAUACGAGAAACAACUCUGUGACUCGUUACAGUUUAAGGCAUUUUGGUAUUUAGCAAAUUCAAUAAAAGUGUAAUUCGAGAUAUAUAGCUAAGUGCUAGGAAGUACUCUUUGAAACAUAGCUACCUGUGUGAAGCAAGUAUCCUAAAUUAACUGUAACUAGUCACCGAGCAGUGAAUAGUUACCUGGGUGUUAGUUACCUGUUGUGCAUCGCAUCCAGAAGACUGGAAGGACUUCCAGUGGAAAUAAACAACACUGAAUCUUUUGGGUUAACCGAGAUUAAUAACCAUUCGUGGUUAAUGAUGCAAAGAAAGUCUACUUCAUGUCCUAUGUUAGGGCCAUCAACUUCACGUGAUAUUUACCAGUAAUGUGGGAGAACAGUGGAGGGCAUAGUAGUGUGUCCACUGGGAAGAGAUGCCUGACCAGCCCAAUGAUAUGGAAAUGAGUCUAACUUUGGACAUGUGCUCUUCGCAUUCUUAGGUCAUGUAUCAACCUGGCAGUAGAUACAUACAAUGAAGUCAUCAUGCCUUGGGUUCAUCCAGAGGGAGAGUCUAUCAAAUAUGAUGCCAGUUUCAAGGGACCUAUCAAGAACAGGUCAUGUACUGACAUUCUGUGUUUGCUGCUGUUUGUGGCAUUCCUGGCAGGAUGGGGGGUAGUGACAGUCUUUGCUGCAUUGCAUGGAGAUCCAUCACGACUCUUGUACCCGACUGACAGCAUGGGUCGAGUGUGUGGCAGAGGAGAACUUCAGAACAAGUCAUUCCUCCUGUUUUUUGAUCUGACAAGAUGUGCCACACCCAAAGUCAUUGCAACAGGCUGCCCCACACCACAGGUGUGUGUAGAAAAAUGCCCCACAACGAACUGGUUUUAUAAUCCUGUGUCUGGGGACGCUGAUAUGAGGCCAUACCUUAUCUGUCAAGAUGGAGUUAACCCCAAGAAUGAGUCAGUAACUGUACAGCAGUUCAUUAGUAGUGGCAAAUGUGCCUACUACUAUGUAGAAAGUGAACCAAUUGGUCGUCGCUGCAUCCCGCGCAAUGUUGCAGAUCACGCAGAAAAUAUCAUCGCUGCUAUUAAAGCUUCAUCGUCACUCAGCAUAUAUGACUCAUUUGAAAUUCUUGAAGCUAUUUUAAAGGCUAUGAAACAUGUGAUGCGUUUUGCUAAAUUUCAGCAGGUAGCUGAGGGAGUUUUCCAAGACAUUAAAACUUCAUGGUGGGUUUUGCUGUCUGGUUUUGGUGUUGCCAUGCUCGUGUCAUUCCUUUGGAUUAUCCUCCUACGGUUUAUCUCGGCUAUCAUGAUUUGGUUCUCACUGAUUGCCUUUAUAGGACUCUCUGGCUUUGGGGCAUACUACACCUUAAACAAGUAUCUCACACUACGCAGCGGUAUCAACAACUCAACCAUGACUGCAGCUGAAUAUGAGUUUUCCAAGGAAAUUAGCCGAUUUGCAGAAUUGGAAACAACCUGGCUGGUUCUCUUCAUAAUAACAGUGACCAUCUUGGUGGUGUGUCUGUUGGUGCUCAUCUUCUUGAGAAAGAGAAUCAACAUUGCUAUUGCUCUUAUUGGUCAAGCUAGCAAAGCUGUGGGUGACAUCAUGUCCACUCUGUUCUUCCCUGUUAUACCAUACGUGCUGCAGCUAGUGUUCCUUGUGCUCUUCUGCGUGGUUGCUAUCCUUCUGGCAUCAGCAGGCAAAACUGAAUACCGAAUAAUGUGUUUGGAAGACGGUUGUGGAUGUCCAAAUGUAAAGGAAAAUGAUACCUGUACAUACGAGGAGUUUAACAACACAGCAUGUCCUGGGGCAUCGUGCCAGUUUUUCGACUAUGUUGUUGAUCCAAACAUUCCACGACUACAUAUCUACAACGUGUUUGCACUCUUCUGGUCGAUGUUCUUUGUUUCUGCCUUUGGUGAGAUGGUGUUAGCUGGGACAUUUGCUUCAUGGUAUUGGGCCUUCAACAAGUCCAAGGAUGUCCCAACUCUGCCAGUCACAAGCAGUUUUUGCAGAACUAUCAGAUACCACAUUGGUACAUUGGCAUUUGGCUCUCUCAUCAUCGCCAUCGUGCGCAUGAUUCGAGUGAUACUGGAGUACAUCGAUCACAAGAUAAGAGAGAAAACAGAUAGCAAGAUCAUACGCUGUAUCAUGUGCUGCUGUCGCUGCUGUCUCUGGUGCUUGGAAAAGUUCCUUAAAUUUAUUAAUAGAAAUGCAUAUGUGUAUUGUGCCAUAUAUGGAAAGAAUUUCUGCGUGUCGGCCAAAAAUGCCUUCUCACUAAUCAUGAGGAACAUAGCCCGUGUGGUUGUACUGGAUAAGGUCACAGACUUCCUGCUCUUCAUAGGAAAGAUGGUGGUAGUGGGAAUAAUUGGCAUUGCUUCCUUUUUCAUAUUUAGUGGUGAAGUGAAGCCUGCACAGAAAUACCUACCAGAAAUGAAUUAUUACCUCACUCCCGUUAUUAUCAUAACCAUUGGCACCUUCUUUAUCGCUAGUGCAUUCUUCUCUGUUUAUGCUAUGGCUGUGGACACACUGUUCCUCUGUUUCCUUGAAGACUGUGAGAGAAAUGACGGAUCAGAGGAGAAACCAUACUUCAUGAGUAAAGAUCUUAUGAAAAUCCUGGAUAAAAAGAAUAAAUUCAAGGAAGCAUAGUGCUGUCCAGAGAUGUUUAAACUUAAAUUGGAAAAUUUUUAUUGCAGUGAUAUUAAAAUUUUAAUUGGAAGCUUGAGUAUGAAGAUGUUUGUUCACUACUGUAGUGCGUUCAGUGAUACUGGAUGGGCUGGAUAACACAGUACAGGAGUUCAUGUUUUUGAUGUCGUUUGUGACUUCACAAUACUGAUACAUAGCACCAAAUGAUGUGUUAUCUUUUCGUAUGGUUGUUCUGAUAGGAUCUCCUCAAAUGCACAAAAGGUCAAACUCUCAGUUAAUGGUUGUUUUACAAAUGUGACAAUUUACAGAUAAGUUCAACAUUUGUAAUUUUAUGGAUCUUAGGCCUAUUUUACAUUGAAAAGUUCUUUUUGUUUGAAAAGGUGUUGGAAAUGAACCACAGCUCUGUUAUCAGUAAUUUUGGCUACUGGAGACUGUAAUGACUUUUGUACUAGUUUAUCUAUAUACAGAAUUUCUGGACACAAGCCAUCAAGAAAUAGGUCAGGUCGUGUAAAUUUAAAUUAAGAGGAUAAUUUAAGUACUGUAUUGUGAAUCCAUAUUCAAGGUAGGGAGGGGAGAUACCUAGAUGCUGAAGGCCUCUGGCACCAAAGAAUUACAACAACCUUCCAUUUUCUUGGAUCUAACCUGAUUACUUCUCAUCCUCUAAGGGUGUUUAGUUAGUCUCUCUCCAUAAGAUAUAAUGAUUAUCGUAUUUUGUGAUUACUGUAUCAUAUUUUGUCGAUACUGUGUGUGUUAGUUAUGUGCUGUGUUCACGCAUGUGUGUGUGUGCACGCAUGCAUAUGUGCAUGCGAUCACAAUAUGCAAAAUAACCACAUUAUCUCUUGAUAAUGUGAGAAAUCAUGAAAGCACUUGGAAUUUCAUUAUUGUUUCAUAGGCUAUUUUGCAUUUAUAUAUACGUGAGAUUUUAGUGGUUAAGCCAGCAAAUGUUGUUCAGAGUAUACUAAAAUUGUAUUAAUUUUAUUACAUAUUCUCUUACAUUAAUGCUAUAUGACCCAUACAGGUUUAGUGCUUAUGUCAUUACUGUAUUAAAUUCACUGGAGGAGCAUGAGACUCGUAGGAUAGUCAUAUAGAUCAUGAGAGACAAUUGGGUUCAAUCCAAUAAUAAUAAUAUAAUCAAACUAAGUGCUAAACCCAAAAGGGGUCAUACAGCAGGGUUCAGUUCAAGGAAAGGUAGGUAAGGUCUAAUUCCUUGGAGCCAGAACCCCCAACUGGCAUCAAUAAAUCGUUCUCAGCAGGUUCCUCUUUCUAAUAACAGAAGCACUACCUGUAAGGGCUAUACAGCCCCUGGAGAAUGGGAGGUUAUCAGGUUGAUAUAAAUCCUUCAAUAACAUUAGGCCACCAUUCUUGAAGAGCAUAUUACUGCUACAAAUGUAAUUUCAUUGUUUUAUAUAUGAAUGUUGCAAAAUUAGGUAAAAUGACUAUAUCAAAUGUCUGCAUUAUUAGAGAUAAACAAUGGUACAUUAUAUGUUUAUCGUUUAAAUUCAACAGAACAUUAUUAAUCAACCAUUCUACCUCACUGAGCUAGAGAAACAUUAGCCAAAGUAGGUUCUAGUGAAGUUUCUAUUGCAACCUCUGACUUAAGAAAGGAUACAGGAAGACAGCAAGCUUGUUUUGUGACGAACAACAAGGCACAAUACCACGACUCGAACAAUACACCAGUAACCCACAUAUAUCUACCACUAUUGCUACUACUAUUACUAUUGCCUCCCUUCACCCUUCACUCUCCUUUAUGUGCUACUAAACUAUUCUCCCUACUUUUUACUACCACUGUUACUUCUAUAACUACUUUCACUACCAGCCUUACCACUACUACUAUUUCUUCGCAUCUUGGUCCUGUACCUGUCCCCCUCGUCUGUAUAUACAGGCUCCUUCAUUUUUUUGUGUCACUGUGACUGUAAAUGGUGAAAGUGGGACCAAAAUGUCAUCAUAAGCUUCUCUCUCCUAUGUGUGGGUUAUUUGUGUAUUUUUUUUUUUUUGUGACAGACUUGUGUAGAUUAAUGUGUAUAAGUUCUACACAGUCAAGUAGUCUUUAAAGCUUGUUUUGCUCUCGAUCUUUCCUUCCAUGUUGGCAGUGUGCCUUUUUAUCCUGCAACCCCACCUGCAAGAAAAUAUCUGUUAUACAAAAUAGCUGCCAGUGGUAAUUUGUACAGAUGACAACUAUGUUUUGUAUCCCUAUAAUGGAACAAAACACCUAUGCAGUACUCUAUUGAUUAUCUCUUAUCAACAGUGUUAUAUUAAGUAGACUUGCCAGAAAUGAAUCUGCAAAAACAUAUUAUACAUUCUUUACUAUGAUAGUUACAUCUGCUGACAUAAUACAUUUUUGAAAGUUUAUAAUUGAAAAUGCCAAUGGCUUACAAACGUGUUAUGGAACAUUUUCUUAUUCGCUUUACAUAACCCAUAUUAAUAUUUUUCUUGCUUUGUACACAUUUGGUAUUUCUGUAUACGUGAUAUUUGCCUUUUGCAACCAGUGGAGUUAGCCAGAUAUGUUGACAGUUUUUAUUAUGCAGUAUUAAUCUUACAUAUUAGUACAGCUGCAAUGAGUUUGGUUGGCAGUGUUAUCUGCAAUCAGCACUUUAUGACCCUUGUGGGUUUAGCAUUUAGUUUUGAUUGUAAUAACACCAGCAUACAGUGAAGGACGAAUAUUCCAGGUUGGAUCAUGCUGUAAACAGUUUUAAAUAGAUUCCUAAUUACU